Molecule: messenger RNA, 1712 nt
Organism: Daucus carota subsp. sativus
Lineage: Eukaryota; Viridiplantae; Streptophyta; Magnoliopsida; Apiales; Apiaceae
Product: cytochrome P450 93A3
Exons: 2
Coding region: 50-1615 (521 amino acids)
Molecular function (GO): heme binding; iron ion binding; oxidoreductase activity, acting on paired donors, with incorporation or reduction of molecular oxygen
Source: RefSeq, a predicted model, not a curated record
CUAUGCAAACCAUACCACAUUGUCUCUAGUUCUCUAACAAAAUUUGAGCAUGACAGACUAUCAAGUUUAUCUAGUUUACUCACUGCUUCUGAUCAUUUCCUCCAUUACACUACGAGGCAUUUUUAAAACUCGAAACACCUCUAGCCUUCCACCUAGCCCUCCGAGAAUUCCAAUCAUUGGUCAUCUGCACCUUCUUGCCCCUAUACCACAUCAGGCUCUUCACAAGCUCUCGACGCGUUAUGGACCUUUAAUCCAUCUCUUCCUUGGCUCCAAGCCUUGCAUUGUGGCCUCGUCGCCUGAAAUGGCGACAGAAAUUCUUAAAACACACGAGGCAUCUUGGUUAGACCGGCCUAAAACUGAGGCGGUAGAUUAUUUAACAUAUGGUUCACAAGACUUUGCGUUUGCCACGUAUGGACCAUACUGGAAGUUUGUUAAGAAACUUUGCAUGUCUGAGCUUCUUAGUGGCCGAACUCUUGAUCUUCUACAACCAAUUAGACGCCAUGAGAUUGAGAGUAUGGUGAAUGCAAUGAUGAAAAAGGCCAGAGCUGGAGAGGCUGCUGAUGUUAGAGUUGAGCUUAUUAGGCUCGCCAACAAUACAUUUUCAAGUCUGUUUAUGGGCAAGAGGUGGUCAGAGAAUGAGGACGAAGCUGAAGAAGUACACAAGUUAAUCCAAGAGAUCACUGAGCUUGCAGGGAAGUUCAAUUUCUCUGAUUAUAUUUGGUUCUGCAAGAAUUUGGAUUUACAGGGUAUCAGGAAGAGAGUGGUGGAUGUACGCGGAAGGUUUGACAAUAUGAUGGAGAGGAUUAUAGAGGAUCGCGUAGACCUGAGGAGGACGAGGAAACAAAAUGGCAUUGGAGGACAUUUGGAGAAAAACUUGCUUGAUAUAUUACUUGAUAUAUCAGAAGAUGAGAGCCGUGAGAUUAAAUUGAGCAGAGAGAACAUCAAGGCUUUCACACUGGAUUUGUUUUUUGCUGGAUCAGAAACUUCUGCCACCGCAACAGAAUGGGCGCUAGCAGAGCUAAUCAACCAUCCGGACAUCAUGAAAGAAGCUAGACAAGAAAUAGAUACUGUUGUAGGAAAGAACAGAUUAGUUGAAGAAUCCGAUAUCAUAAAUCUCCCUUACCUUCAAUCUAUUGUAAAAGAAACACUGAGACUUCACCCUCCCGGUCCACUAAUAGAAAGAGAAGCAAGUGAAGACUGUACCAUUGCAAACUACCAGAUACCCGCCAAGACAAGACUAUUUGUUAAUGUUUGGGCUCUUGGCCGAGACUCAGACUACUGGGAAAAUGCACCUGAAUUCAUCCCCGAAAGGUUCUUCCUGAGUAGUGAAGAUAAAAGGAAUGGAAAAAGUCAGUUGGAUGUUAGAGGGCAGCAUUUUCAAGUGUUACCAUUUGGAAGCGGACGAAGAGGGUGUCCAGGGAUUUCACUAGCAUUGCGGUCUGUCCAAACAACUCUUGCUGUACUGAUACAAUGUUUUGAAUGGGAAGUAAGAGGUGAAGGGCAGAAUGGUGGGAGUACUGUGAACAUGGAAGAAGGUACUGGUUUGACAAUCUCCAGGGCUCGGCCUUUGGUUUGUGUUCCGGUUGCUAGGCUUGAUCCGUUUCCAUCUAUGUAGGCUAGACAACCAUGCAACAACUAUAAAUAUACGACCAUAUAGGCCGAGUCACCAAAGCAUUGGAAACUUCUUUGUGAUAUAUUGUAUUUUCAGAAUA